Molecule: messenger RNA, 3072 nt
Organism: Alternaria burnsii
Lineage: Eukaryota; Fungi; Ascomycota; Dothideomycetes; Pleosporales; Pleosporaceae
Product: adenylosuccinate lyase
Exons: 4
Coding region: 1-3072 (1023 amino acids)
Biological process (GO): 'de novo' AMP biosynthetic process; siderophore biosynthetic process
Cellular component (GO): cytosol
Molecular function (GO): acyltransferase activity; N6-(1,2-dicarboxyethyl)AMP AMP-lyase (fumarate-forming) activity; (S)-2-(5-amino-1-(5-phospho-D-ribosyl)imidazole-4-carboxamido) succinate lyase (fumarate-forming) activity
Source: RefSeq, a predicted model, not a curated record
AUGGCGCCCGUUAAUGUCGUUCACUUGCCCAACGGCCAGAACCUUACCGUCACGCCUGUCUUUGGAGGCCUCUUCUUCAAGUCGAGCGAUGUCCACACGCAUUCGCCAUUUCCGCCUGGCUGGACAGUUGUGCUCAACUCCGAGGAUGAAUUGGCCACGGACGAACAAGAGCAGCAGCAGCAGGAUGAGGAGGAGCUGUUCCCACCACGUCGCAUUCACCGCUUCAAGAAACCCACCUUGAAUGGAGACCACCUCUACAUCUCGUCCAUAUCGAAUCCCAGUAGCAGCGAGUUUAAGCCGGCUGCGUCGCCAACCCGCCAGAUCGCCAUGAUGCUGUGGGCGACGCUGUACUGGUACUUUCACCAGCCCGAACCGACACUGCAGGUCACAAACGCGCGUUCCAAGAACACCGCCGAUGCUGGCAAGCCCAAGGGCGAGUGGCGCAUAAACAUCAACAGAGAGGGUGUUUUCAAAGGCAAGGUCGUGCUGCCCAAGCUGGAGCGCAUGGGUCUCAUCGCCAGCGAAGAUUCGACUGUAGGAUGCGCACAAGAAGAGUCUUCUCCUGAAGGCUGGACACACAUGUUCGUCAGUCGAAGGACGUUCUGGCAGCUUGACCCGAGAAUAUACUUGUUCACUCUGUCGCCAUUAGCCAACACCAACUCGCCCUUCCCGUCGGGCUCACCAUAUCCCUCGAGACCGUCGUCCCCAGCGGGCGGAUCUGAUGCGAAGAAAGAACAACAGCUUGAUCAAGUAUCACCAGGUCUGUGGUCACCAACGGCGCCAGGCCCCUUCCACUCGAGCUCGCACCUCCCAACGUACUAUCCACCUCCUCCUGCGCAAUAUGUCUUCACGAACAACACGCGACACCCCAUACGCCCGAAACCGCCUCGACAGGGAGAGAUACUGUACACAAGAUACAUACCCAGCGUUGGACAGUACCUGUCUUUCCGGGUAGCUUCCAUCUCUUCGAAAGCGCUUCGACACCAGGGGCCAGUCUCCAGCCCAAACCGCAACAGCCAGAUUGCAGCUUCUGACUCCGUCGCUCCCAACAUGAACUCGAUGAAUGCGGGAAUGUCCGACUCGGAAUAUCUACACAAAUGGAUGAACGAUCCCCGUGUAUCGCAUUUUUGGGGCGAGGCAGGUCCACAGUCUCAUCAAGAGGAAUUUCUCAAGAACGGCCUACGAUCAAAGAACUCGUUCCCAGUCAUAGGAUGUUGGGACGGGAAGCCGUUUGGCUACUUUGAGAUAUACUGGGUCAAGGAAGACAAUCUUGGAAAGUACUUACCCAUUGUUAGCGACUACGACCGAGGUUUCCACUGCUUGGUGGGCGAGCAGGAGUUUAGGGGCGCACACAGGGUAAAGAUCUGGCUGAGCGCAUUAGUGCACUAUUGUUGGCUCGCGGAUAACCGGACAGAGAGGGUCAUGUUGGAGCCGAGGGUCGAUAACGAAAAACUUGCAAAGUACCUUCAAGAAGCUGGAUUCUACAAAGAGCGCGAGAUUAGCCUCCCGCACAAGCAGAGUAACUUGUUCAAGAUCAACCGCGACGUGUGGAAAGGUCCAGCGCUCUCCCUGGACAUUCAGUCCCGCAUAUCAGACAUGAAGACCAAAUCUGGCGCCACCAUAUUCGAUGCGUACCAGACUUCCCUUACAGGCCGGUACUGUUCGGCGGAGAUGUCGCAACUGUUCUCGCAGCGCAGCCGACACUCGAUAUGGCGCAAGCUAUGGCUAUUCCUCGCAGAGGCGGAGAAGGAGCUAGGAAUUGAGAACAUCAGUGACGAGGCGCUCACCCAGAUGAGGGAGCACCUAACCGUUACGGAUGAUGAUUUCGGAGUUGCCAAGGUCGAGGAGAAGAAGAGGAGACACGAUGUUAUGGCGCAUGUACACGCCUAUGGACAAGUUGCUCCUGCUGCAGCAGGUAUCAUCCAUUACGGAGCAACCAGCUGCUAUGUAACGGAUAAUGCUGAACUCAUUCUUAUGCGCGAUGGCCUGGAUCUCCUCAUCCCCAAGCUCGCAAAAGUCAUCUCCAACCUCUCCGCCUUUGCCCUGAAAUGGAAAUCCGAGCCUACUCUUGCUUAUACCCAUCUCCAGCCCGCUCAGCUCAUCACCGUAGGUAAGCGAGCGGCGCAAUGGGCGCAAGACCUCCUUUUCGACCUUGAGGCCAUAGAGCUCGUCCGCGAGACCCUACAGUUCCGUGGUGCGCAAGGAACGACCGGUACACAAGCCUCUUUCCUCGAGAUCUUCAACGGCGACAGCAAAAAGUGCGACCAGCUCAACGAGCUGCUCUGCAAAAAGGCCGGAUUUCCCUCCUGCUACGCCAUCUCCACACAGACCUACACCCGCAAGGUCGACCUCAUCAUUGCAAACGCCAUCUGCGGCCUCGGCGCCUCUGCGCAAAAGAUCACAGGAGACAUCCGCCACCUAGCCGCGUGGAAGGAACUCGAAGAGCCGUUUGAAAAGGACCAAAUCGGCUCUUCCGCCAUGGCAUACAAGCGCAACCCCAUGCGCUCAGAACGCAUCUACGCGCUCAGCCGUGAGCUCAUGUCCAAGCCGGCUUCGUUCGCAAACACGCUCUCAGACCAAUGGAUGGAGCGUUCCCUCGACGACUCGGCGAUCCGCCGCAUGGACAUCCCCGAGAUGUUCCUACUUGCCGACGCUAUCUUGCUGUCUCUCGACAACGUAACAUCCGGUCUGGUCGUCUACCCCAAGCGCGUCGACGCACGCGUGCAAGAGGAAUUGCCCUUCAUGAUCACAGAGUCCAUCAUCAUGCGUCUCGUUGCCAAGGGCGAAUCGCGUCAGGAAGCACACGAGCAGAUUCGCGUACUUUCCCACCAGGCCGGUGCGCAGGUCAAGAACGAGGGCAAAUCAAAUGAUUUGGUUGAUCGCAUCAGGAACACAGAGUUCUUCAAGCCUAUCUGGGGUGAGCUCGAUACUAUGCUUGACAGCAAGUUGUACACGGGACGGAGUGAGGAGAUUGUCGAGAAGUUCUGUGGAAAGGGGGGUGUGCUUGAAGGCAAGCUGAAGAAAUACCAGGAUUACAUCGAGGGCGCCAAGGUCAGUGAGUUGAAUGUUUAG